AUCACUAUGAAAGGUUUAUAUUGGCAGCAGAAUUCUGAAAAAGAAAGAGAGUUCAUCUUCCUGGAAAAGGAUAGCCUUCCUAUUGUGAGUGACCACCAUGUAAAAGUGCAAGUUAAAGCCUGUGCUCUUAGCUGGAUUGAUAAAAAGUUUUUAUCAGAAAUAAAAAAAGAGAAGAAAGUUCUACCUGUUGGAAGGGAAAUUGCUGGUGUUGUGUUGGAAAUUGGAAAUAAAGUGUCUUCCUUUAAGAUUCAAGAUGAGGUAGUAGGUAUUUUACCAUUGGAUUCAGAAGAAUCUGGAUUGUGUGAAGAGAUUCUGGUUCAUGAGCAUUAUUUAGUUCGCAAACCUGAAAAAAUCUCCUGGAUGGAAUCAGCUGGGACCAUUUGUGACGGUCUUCGUGCAUAUACAGCUCUACAUUAUCUGUCCUAUGUUUCUGAUGGAAAAAACGUGCUGAUAAUGGAUGGUGCAAGUUCAUUUGGUACAAUAGCUAUUCAGUUAGCGCAACACAGAGGAGCAAAGGUGAUUUCUACUGUGUAUAAUCUUGAAGACAAACAGCGUCUUGAGAGGACUGUUCCUUCUGUAGUUCGGAUUAUAGAUGUCUCGAAUGGAAAAUAUGACCUGACAGAAAGUUGUUUAGAGGAGACAGGUGGAUUAGGAGUGGAUAUCAUCAUUGAUGCAGGAGUGAGACUGCAUGAUAAAGACAAUGAAACAACUUCACAACAAUUGCUACCCCACAAGCAUGACAUCAUUACGUUACUUAGUGCUGCAGGGCACUGGAUUACGACUGAAAAAAAUCUUCAGUUGGAUCCUCCAGAUUGUCGAUAUCUUUUCCUGAAAGGUGCUUCAGUUUCUUUUCUGAAUGAGGAAAUUUGGAAUUUGUCAAGUAUGCAACAAGGAAAAUAUCUAUCUAUUUUGGAAGAUGUAAUGGAGAAGUUAUCAAGCGGAGUUUUCAAACCUCAUCUGGAUAAACCUUUACCAUUAUAUGAAGCUAAAGUUUCUAUGGAAUUAGUUCAGAAGAAUCAAGCAAGAAAAAAACAAGUUAUCCAACUAUGAAGUUUCUACAAUUUGAACUGUAAAAAGUGAAGUUAAUAUAUUAAUGCAUAGUUGUUAAAUGUCUAUCAAUUGUCUUCAGCCUAUAUCUGAAACAGUUUUUAAUAACUAUAGGUUGAGUCCCUUGUAACCUUAGAUCUAAUUCAUGUGUCUAAAAAAACCAUAGAACUUAGCUUUGGCUAUUGUGUACUGCUUUUGUUUGGCUUUUUUAUUUUGAGGGGAGGGGUGACUGCAUGCUCAUUCAGAUGAAAAAAGGAGAAUCCUAUGAUGUUACGGAAAACUACAUAUUUGAUCCAAGUUUAGACAAAGCAUGAAAUCAGUAGGACAAGUUUACUAUGAAUCGAAGUGACGGCCAAGAUUUUUCAAAAAAGACUUUAAGUCUAGAUUUUUGGUUUGACUGAAUGUUUUCUUUAAUGUUCCAUCAUAAAUGGGAAACUAUGAGCAGCAUAUUGUAACUUUGUAAUUUUCUUUUAUUACAUUUUGUUUCUAUCUUUAUUAGAAUUGUCACAUAAACUUCUGUUUCAUUUACAAAGAGCAAGGCACAUUAAAAUAAACCUGAGUAAAGUUGGAAAAGCAUUUCAUAAUACAAUAAAGAGAUUUCUCCAAUUCGGA
Molecule: messenger RNA, 1659 nt
Organism: Thamnophis sirtalis
Lineage: Eukaryota; Metazoa; Chordata; Lepidosauria; Squamata; Natricidae
Source: RefSeq, a predicted model, not a curated record